This is a messenger RNA of Zootoca vivipara (common lizard), 11665 nucleotides long. It is a transcript of the gene UBN2, whose product is annotated as ubinuclein 2. NCBI's taxonomy places the organism in Eukaryota, Metazoa, Chordata, Lepidosauria, Squamata, Lacertidae. Gene Ontology annotation, biological process: chromatin organization. Gene Ontology annotation, cellular component: nucleus. The record is from RefSeq and is a predicted model, not a curated record.
GAACAGGUGGGAAGGGGGGGUGGGGGGGUUAGAUGAUGGCGGAGCCGCGCCGGGUGCCGUUAAUUAGUCUGUCACCCGUAAGGCGACGAGAAGGCGAGACUCCGGUGCUCGAGCGAGAGCCUGGAGGGGGUCGCGAGGCGGAGCAGCCAUUGGUGUGUGAGGCCCUGAAACUGCCACAACAGCCGCAGCAACACCACCACCACCUCCACCACGAUAGUGGCCGAGCAGAGCCUCCACCGCAGCCCUUCGAGUCCGGCAGCGGCUCCCGACUGGAGUUGCAGUCGGGGGUGUUACCGCGCGAGGUCAGCCGGCCUGAGCAGACACCGAAGCCGCUGCUGCCACCUCAGCGUGAGCCUCCAAGGCCAGAGCCGCCGCCGCCGCCUCCUUCGAACCAACCGUUGCAGCUCGAGAGCAACCGGCAAGAGUCGCCGCCGUCGCCCCCGCGUCAGACGGUGCGCCUGGAGUUGGUGCUGAAGGACCCCACCGAGGAGAGCUGUGUGGAGUUCAGCUAUCCCGAGUUGCUGUUGUGUGGCGAGCCCCGGAUAAAAUCUGCUUUUUCUGAAGAUCCAUUUAAUGACGAAGAGCGUGAGAGGCAUGAAGUGGAAAUGCUGGCUAAGAAAUUCGAAACAAAAUACGGUGGAAAGACCCACAAGCAUCGGAAGGACCGUGUUCAGGAUCUAAUAGACAUAGGCUAUGGUUAUGAUGAAACUGAUCCUUUCAUUGAUAAUUCCGAGGCUUAUGAUGAAUUGGUACCUGCAUCCUUAACUACUAAAUAUGGAGGGUUUUACAUAAACACUGGGACUCUGCAGUUUCGGCAAGCAUCUGAUUCUGAAGAGGAAGGCUUAACAGAAAGCAAAAAAAAUAGACCAUCUAAAGUAGUUAAACUGAAAGAUGGUGAGGACCAUGGCAUGAAGAAGCGCAAACGGAAAGAGGAAGAGGCAGAGAAGGAGAAAAAACCUCGGAAGAUGAAAGUUUCUCGGCCGAUGGGGGUAAUGGCCUUAAAUUCACACAAAUCUGAAAAGAAAAAGAAAAAGCUGUACAAGGACUCUCUUUCGGUUGCUGCAAUGCUCCGCAAGUUUCAGAAGGAGAAGGAAGCCUUUAAGAAGAAAGAAGUUAACUUGAACCCCACAGUGUCAGUGACCACCUCUACACCUAACAAAGUUCCUGUUGCUCCUGCCACUGGUGGAAAUGAUGUAUCUGACUUGAACCUCAUCAUCACAGAUCCAGUCCUUUCCAUUUUUAGCAGCACAAGUGAGCGUGAGCUCCUACAGGAAGCCGAAAUUGCCGUGGAGAUGUUGGGAGACAUUGACUUGGAUAGGUUACUUGAUGGCACUUCCAAUGGUAGCCCAGUAUCUGAGCCAUCAGGGGAGAAUGGAAAUAUCACUCAGCCCUCCCAUACCUCUGAGGUCUUGACGCUGAAACAGGUGCCUGCCCUCCCAGAAGGUCUUCCAGCACACCUAGAGAAGCGAAUUGAAGACCUUAGAACUGCUGCCAAGCUCUUUGAUGAAGAAGGCAGAAAAAAAUUCUUCACACAGGACAUGAAUAAUAUCUUGCUUGAUAUUGAGUUGCAGUUACAGGAAUUGAGUCCUACCAUCCGCAAUGGAGUAUACUCUCACCUCGAGGCUUUUGUGCCAUGCAGUAAGGACACACUGAUAAAGCGUUUGAAGAAAUUGCACCUCAAUGUCCAGGAUGACCGUCUGAAGGAACCAUUGCAAAAAUUGAAAUUGGCUGUCAGCUGUGUCAUGCCUGAACAAAUAUACAAAUAUCAGGAAGACUGCCAUGCACACAGUCAGGCCAAGAAUGCCAAAAUGCAAGCAGAAGAUGAGCGAGACAAGAAUGCUUCUGAGGAGGAAGAGGAUGAGAAGCCAGGAAAAAGGGUUGCAGGUCCAAGAAAGAAAUUCCGCUGGGAUGAGACAGUGAGGUCAUUGCUCUGUAACCUUGUCAAGAUAAAACUGGGAUGUUAUGAGCUAGAGCCAAAUAAAAGCCAAUCUGCAGAAGAUUACCUCAAGGCCUUUAUGGAGACUGAGGUGAAGCCACUUUGGCCGAAAGGCUGGAUGCAAGCUAGGAUGCUCUUUAAAGAGAGUCGAAGUGUUCAUAAUCAUCUUACAUCUGCUCCGGCAAAGAAGAAGGUGAUUCUGGCACCUAAACCCAAAGCAAAGGAUUCUAGUCCAAAGAAGGAACAAAGAGUCUGUACCCCUUUUACUUCAGCUUGUGUUCCUGCUUCAAGUACCAGCACACCUGUCACUGCCCUGGCCAGUUCUAGCUGUAAUCCUACUCCGGAGACCAUCUGCCUAGAUGAUUCACUGGAUGAAGAUCUCUCAUUCAAUCCACCAUCAUUGGAAUCCAUUUCUGAUGUUCUAGCCGUUAUUAACAAUGGAGCCAAGAGUUCUCCUGUUGUGCCCUCUGUAGAGACACCAACUUCAAGACCUCGGCCUGGGCUGAGAGAAGAGAAGUUAGCAAGUAUAAUGAGCAAGUUACCUCUGUCAUCUUCAAAAAAGGUAGAAACUGUUCAAACACCACAUUCUUCAAGUCUUAUAGCUGGGCACACAGGACCAGGACCAAAGAAAUCCCAGGAUUUGCUUCAGACUGGUAUCUCUUCAGGCCUUAUUGCUGGGUCUUCAAUUCAGAAUCCCAAGGUUUCCUUGGAGCCCUUGCCAGCCAAGCUUCUGCAACAAGGAUUACAGAGGUCAAGCCAGAUUCAAGCUGCUUCCUCUUCACAGGCCCAUAUUUCUUCCUCCUGUAAGAUCCAAGCCACAGCUUCCUCUGCUUCUCAGAGACCAAAGGAUACGUCUGUCCUUGUAUCCUCUUCAGAAGCCCACGGUUGUGGCUCUUCAGCAUUACAAAUAACAAAGGUUCACCAGCAGUCAGCUGCCCAACAAAAAUAUGUGUCUCCUCUACAAGCAACUAUUAGUAAAUCUCACACCAAUCCUGUGGUGAAACUAAGUAGCAACCCUAAACUCUCUUGUUCUUCCCCAAUUACCAAGACAUCAGAUAAACCAGGAGCAUACCGCCUUCCUUUGACUAGCACCACGUCUGGUUCCCAGAUGGCUCACCCACUUGUGUCUCGGACAGCAUCCAGCACCUCUACCUCUAGUAACUAUUUAGCCAAGACCAUGGUAUCACAUAUUUCUGCCCAGGGUUUCAAGCCUCCUUUCUCCAUGGUUCCUUCCCCCAAACCUGCUGCCUCUCCUAAGCCCACAGCACCCAAGCCUUCUGUAACACCCAAACCUAUUGUGUCACCUAAACUAUCCUCAUCAAGGUCCACUUCAACACCCAAGCCUGUAUCAUCUUCCAGUUCUUCCAGUUCAAGUGCACUAGUAUCCCAGAGUAGUCACUCUAGCAGCAACAAUUCCCUUCACAAACAGCCCAGUGGAGCAAAUGUCAGCAGGCAGUCUCCUACAAUUAAUUUACUGUCCUCUAACCGCACCUCAGGCCUUCAACCAGCAAAGAACCCUCAGGCUCCUUCAAAAUUGUCCAACUCUUCUGCCUCUGGCACUGUUGGCAAAAGCAACUUAAGUGGAGUUGGAAUGAAUGUACCUGUCAACAGAGGCAGCAAUCUUAAUUCAAGUGGAGUUAAUAGGACUAGUAUCUCUGGGGCAGCAGGAAGUGGAACACAGGGUGCUACUAAACAAUUGUCAACUCCACACAGACCAUCUUCUGCCUCAGGGUCUACAGUUAUACCAGCCAGUGUGCAGUCAACAACAGGUGCAUCAUUACUGGCAAAUGCUUCACCUUUGACGCUCAUGACAUCACCCGUGUCUGUAACCAAUCAGAAUGUGACAUCUGCUCCAUUGGCUCCUUUUGGGAUGCUGGGUAGCCUUGUUCCUGUGACUGUGCCCUUUCAGUUCCCAUUGGAACUACUUGGCUUUGGAACAGACACAGCUGGAGUAACAACCAACUCGGGAUCUACCUCAGCGGCUUUCCACCACAGCCUAGCGCAGAAUUUACUGAAGAGUUUACCGCCUGGAGCUCAACAUGCAACAACUCUGUCUCACACACCUCUGCCUGCUCACUUGCAGCAAGCUUAUACAGAUGGAGGCCAAAGUAAAGGGGACACUAAGUUACAGAGGAAAACCCAGUGAUGUCCUUGAUGAGCAAGGGAGUUAAAGUGGUUCUGCUUUGCUGAUGGAGACUGACCAGUUGGGAAAGUGCUUACGCGGACACAGAGCUGCUGUUUCUGUCAAUGUUUACAUAUUCUGAUUCCAAGCACUGUGGUGGUGAGGAGGAGGAGGAGGAGGAGAAGAAGAAAAAGAAAAAGAAAAAGGAAAGAAUACUUGAUCAAAGAGAGAAGGAAAACGAGGAAAGUGUUCAUGUAAAAAUGGUUCAUAGUUUGAUAUCUCCUAGUGAAUUUCCAAAGCCUUUUAUCCUUUCUGAAUAGCUCAGAAAGGUUUGGCCAAAUAGAUUCAGUUGUCAAACCUACAGCAGCACAAACCUUCUUUCAGGCUGAUAUCUGAUAGAGGAUCUGUGAAAGGAAGCUAAAAUAGACAUCUCUAUCCAUCAUGCAAGUGAGGCCAUACAUCUGUUGUCCCCAGGGAAGCCUACAGUAUAUGCCAGUUAGGAACAUCCUGUACAGCUUUGGAUAAUGUGGCAUAUAAAGCAGAAAUUGUGAUUAUGUAGAAAAAGCAAGGAAGAAAGUAUUUUCUCCACACCAAGCUGAGGCCAUUUUGUCACUAUCUCUUUGAAGAGCCUAAAGAUUACAGACGGGGAGGAUUGUUCACCGUAGGUAAUGUCAUUGACCAGGGUAGAGUUUUUCCCCUCUCAAAGGGAAAAGUCGGAGGGUGUUCUGUAACCAUUCUUCAAUUUAACUUCAUAUACUCAAAUAUAAAAUGAGAACUUACUUGGCUUCAUCAGACCAGAUCUUGCUUUCAGUAUCUUCUGAAGAAAGUCUUUUCCUGCCCUUAAUCUUGCUGUACUUCAGAGUUGCCUUAUUUUUCAUAAUCAUAAUCCAGAAAUCUCCAGUUUUGAUCCUUUGUGAAGAAAGUCUUGUCUCUGGUUCUUCUCCCUCUUGUAAUAGCUCUAAAAAGUCUCACACUGUAUUGAUUUUCAGCUCACAAUAACUACAUGUAGCUUGCUUUUGUACAUAGUCUUGCUUUUCUCAGUACUGUUCAAAGCCUUCUCCAAAGAGUAGUUGAGGUGCCUUCUGCCUUGGCUUAAAAUAUGUACCUCCAGCAUUCCUAAUACCUGCAUAGCUAGGAGGUAUAAAACCUGACCCCCUUGUUCCACAGGGACACAACUUAUAUGCUGACAUUCAGUUUUUGAUAGCAAUAUGUUAGAUGUUGGGGAGGCAAAUCUUGUAUUGCACUUCAUAAUUAUUACAGAAGGAAUAUUUGGAUCAAAAUAUAAUUUUGUUAAGAAAAAUCGAGAAGGCAUGAGACAUCGUGCUCUUCUGUAAAAAGUAUCUAUUUUCUCUCACUUAAAUCUGAUAUAUAUCAUAACUAAAAUAUUAUUAGAACAUUUCGACCAGUUCUAGCCUGAAAAAACUGAAAAAUCUAAGUAAUCUGAAAAUGAAGGCCAUUCUCCAAUAAAGGUAUAUGCGCAUGCAGGAGAACAUGUAUAGCUGGAGGUUUAUUUGAAACUUCAACUGCAAAUUGGUUAAGCUACAGUUUAAGCAGACAAGCAGCUUGUCUGUUGACAGUAUGAGUGGCUGCAUUAAAACUUCAGAGAAAUCUUUUCUCUUCAUAGUGUUCUACCCACAUACCUGUAUAGCUUUAUUGUAUAGUGGCCUAGAUCACACUUGCUGCUGCCUUCUACCAGACACGUUUUUUGUUUCCAGGUACGUUCCUUCAUCUUAGAAAGCCAGAUAUGUUAUAUUUACUGAUUUAGAUUUCACAUUAAUUCUAUAUGUAAAAAUAUACAUAUAUUUAAAUAAUAUAUAAUAUAAACACAGUACAGUAACUGAAUGUUGGGUUGAGCCCACUAAUAAAGAACUUUGCACAACAUCAUGGAAUAAAAAACUCAGUUAAAUAUUGAAUUUUACCAAAUACAAGGUAAACAAAAGAUUUUUCUAAAAUAUUUCUUGUAGUUUGGUAGAAGAGACUACAAACUUGCCAUACUUAGUUCAGAAUAUAUUUGGCUGGUUCAUUCCCCCAAACCUUAGAGUCACAAACUAUUAACUGGUAUAUUUUCUUCUCUUACUCAUUUUGCUGUCCCCUUGAGAUAAAGAUAAAAACUUCCUUGUUCACCACAGCAUAUACUCCCUGCAUAAACAUACAAAAUCUUGCAUUCUCUGAAAGCUUGUUACUAUAGUGUUAGCUUUCCCUUGUAGCAAUUUGAAGCCUGCAUUGCAAAUUAAGUAUGUUUUUGAAUCCUUUUUUAAUGUAUCUUAAAAGUUUGACUAUGUUGAAAAAAUAAAAAUAAUAAAUGCAGUUAUCACUUGAGUGAGGUAGAAAUGUAUUUUCGAUGAAAUACCAUCAGAUGUGAGGUUACAUUGGCUUAACUAGAAGGAAUUUAGUGAGAAUUUGACAUGUGAUGUCUGCCUUUGCAGAUCUUAUUAUGAAUACUAAAUCUGAGACAGGCAAUAUUCAUUUCCCCCCCCCCUCUGUUUAUUCUAAUAUGCAGUAAGAGAAAGUAUGGAGGUCAAAUGUUUUUCUGGCAGACUUAGUUUUUUGCUUCCAGGUGUUUAUCACUGAUAGAAAUAUUGUGCCAGACAAUUCAUUUAUUUCACUUUUUCCCUUUUAAGCUCUUCUGUAUUUAUAAAGCAAAAUUUUAGUCCAUGGUUAAGCUACUGAAAAAUGAAAUUUCCCCCUUUAGAACAAAAUAGCACAAAUUGCCUGCCCCUUCAGUAUAGCUCAUGUAUAUUUUAAUAAUAUAUUAAAUCAGUGAAUGAGUUGAUAGGUCAGACUACACAGUCAUUCAUCCCCCUGCCACACAAAAAAUAGUCAAACGGGAAUAAGCUGGGCAUACAAUGUGAACUCUCAGAUUAUCGAGUUUCAAAAACAGCCAGCUGUAAAUAUCUUAAGACAUUGUGACACCAGUAAAAUAAUGAUAGAUGCCAACUCUGCUCUGUGUGCACAGUAAAGGGGGGGGGGGAGAUACUGGAAUGAAUCAACACAGUGAGGUGCAUUUUUUUAAAAUAAAAAGAUUUAGGGACAUUAGCUAAAUAGUUGGAUCUAAUGAAUUGGCUGGAAAGAGUAUAAAUAGCAUUCUAAUGUGGUUUAAUUUGAUGAACUUCCUGCAUAGUAAGAUUCCAUUUAGUUGUGUGGUGUUUUUAAAGGUCUUCGGGAAUUCAAGUUGCUCUUGUCCUAACCCCUUCAGUAUUCACAAGCAAUAAGUCAAAGCUGUUAUUCUGGGCAGCUGAGCUGAACCAGGAACUAAAAUGGCAAGCUCACUCUGAGCCUCAUACAAGCAAUAAUUUUCAAGUACAGGUUUGGAAAUUGGAUAUUAUUUAAAUUAUGCCUUCUGCUAUGUGUGCUUAACCUUAUGGAAGCACACUAGCAAUUUCUAGGUUAUCUGGAAUUUAUCCAAAAUCUAGAUAAAUGAUACAGGCAUUGAACUACAAAAUGCAAAAACGUCAGUUGUCUUAACAAUAUAUUGUUCUCCUCCAACCCUAAGAUAAAAGUUGAUGGUUUAAAUUACUCCUUUUUGUUCAGACUUUUAUAUCUGCUUGUCUCCUGGAAGAUGGUUGGGAAUGUUGUCAAAGUCCCAGGUGUGGGUGCUGUGGGUUUGACAUCUGUUUUAUGAAAUAAGAAGUGACUUAUAAUUUAUCCAGUAGUAUAGGCUGGAAGUGGGGUAGACAAGCAAGAUGACACUUCUUUCCAUUUUUAGCAGUCUAAUCCAACCUCUGCAUAGCCUCUCCACUUGGUACAAAAGAUUCUGCAAUUCCGAAGCUACCAUCAGUUAUACGGAACCAUAAUCAUCUGACAGAUAGUCUCUUAAAGCUCCCAACUGUCUUUUGUUUGCUGCUACAUUCGUGGAAAGAACUUUUAGCUAUAUUUAUAAGUAAAUUUAAAUUAGUUUACAGAUUGGUUUUAGAGUUGUUUGCCCACAGGAAGAUUAGAAUGUCUUGAUUUAUUGGAGUGCAUUGGCAACAGAUAUAGUGACUGUGCUUAUUUUUUUAUUUUUGGAAUUUAUCAGGAUAGUAUUGCAGGGAAGAAGUAAAGCCUGCAGUCAGGCUAAGCUUUGGAAGGUUUUCACCCAGGUCGCUUCCAGUGUUGGUCAUUGUAGAAUUGCUUGCUUUUUCUAUUUUCUAAAAACUAAACACAAAGGUAAACAACUGAUCAACAUUUUAUGCAAUUUAAUUUCAUGGCAACGUGUAAAAGUUUUUAUAUAAUUUGAUUCUGUCUCUGAAUAGUGUUAUCACUCCAACUUACUUGAUUCAGGCCUUUGUCCUUUGGUUAAGUGCCUUUUCUUUGUUUCUUUGUUCCCAACUUUCCUCAAAAAGUAUACUCAGAGGUCCUAAAGUGCUAGGAGGUAUUUGAAAGAACCUUGAACCUGCCAAUAUGACUUUAUGCUGUUAAAAUGACUUUUCCCUUCUGUAAUUAGUGUGUGUAAUGUUAUCACUGCUGUAUCAUGGCAUUCAUUAUUAGGUGCUUGCUUUCACACAUGGCAGUAUUCCCGAGAGCCCUAAUGUUUCAUAUGUUUUCUGUAGCAUUAAUGUUUACUUACAAAGGUGAACAUAGACACAGGUGAGAGUACAGUAAUUAGGUGUAUUUGAGCAACUAUAAGGAAGUGAGUGGUUAGUUGGAAAUGGACUGAACUAUUCUCACUGGAGUUUCAGGUUGCAUAUUAAAUUUUAGUAUAAAAGUGCUAGUCUGAUAGUGGUAUAAAUAUUGAAUAAACUUGAACUGGUAUUCCUAAAGUGUGACACAAUUCUCAACAAAAUAUAACAUUCUUAGCAAAAGAAGAAGAAGGACUGAACAAAUUUCCACAAGUUAUAGAAAUAGUAUCAAGAAUUUGUACUACUUAUUUCAGAUUAGCAAAGUUAAUUUCAGUUCCAGCAGCACAAAAAGUGCUGGCUAAAAAGGUAGAAUCCUUUUCAUAUUGUUCUACCCCAUCUGAGGAACCUGUUUUUUGGAUCUCUAGGCAGCUACUGUAUCUGGUGACAGUAGUGACUAAAUAUUCCUACUUAAAGUAACUGUUUCCCAUGCACAUUGAGCUUCCUUGUGUUGCUCAGAUACAUACUGUAUCUAAAAAUCUGUGUCAGAAUUAGUCACAUAAGAAUCUUGCAAUUAAGUAACAAACUUGCUAAAUUAAAGAGUAGCAAACUACUUUCAAGCAAAGAAUCACAACAGGAUUUCACUUAAUGUCAAUAUUUUUAUGUCGCCUACUACUGUAAAUUAAUGAACUGUGAGAAUAGUAAAAAAUGCAACUUAGCAAUCAGAAUAAGUAAAUGUGCAUUUUAAAGCUUGUUAUAUAUUUGUAAAAAAGUAAUCUGGAUUUUCUUUAACAGUGUAUUAUUUAACAAGGUUUUACUAUCUCGAAAACAAAUAUAAGUUGCAUUCUGUCCAAAUAAUUCUGACUCAAUGGUUGGGCACUCAGUGCUGAAUACUGCUAUACCUGUUCAGGUGAAGGUGGCUCAUUGUGACUGAGGGAGAUAUUAUCUAUAUAGUGAGUUAGUUUCUUCCUAAUUCCAGUGCAAAUAUGAGAGGAGAUUGUUCUACCUCUAGUCAAAAAGGGGUUUGAACAAACUUCCAUUUAACAAGGAAUGUUCUAAUUGGGAGGGAAGAGAGAGACUGCCAUGCCCUUGUUUGUUUGAAGCCCGAGCUGUGGCCUAAAAUUAAGCUUUAAGGAACUUACAUCAUUUAGGAAAAAAUGAGCUUGCUCUGAACAUAACUUCAUCAAAGAACCCUGAAAUGUGUCAUUUUCUAUGGGUGAAGGUAUUAAGGAAAUGUGGUGUGGAAUCAGUGUGACCAUGCAGAAAUUGCUCUUACUCUUCUCUGAAUCCACUUCUCAGGACGCUUUUGCCUUUUUACAGCUCCCACCAAUUUUUUGGUGGUUGAAGUUUUAAAAGAGCUUUGAGAUUAAGCUAAGGAACCAUUCGACUCGCUCACUCCAGGAAAUAAAAGCUCCAUGUUUGACCAUUUUCAGUUCUUUUCCCUAAUUGAAUUAUCCUUUCAUUUGGCACAGCAGAAAACCAGGGUUCUCUAGUUUUUAUCUUACAAUAAAUGUUGCAUUGUGGAGCAGUUUUUGUGCAGGAUAAGAAUGUCUUUGUUCCAUAUUAGAAAUAAUAUUCUGAAGCCUUCUCCCAUUCCUGUUGUAGACGGUUAAAUAGUGUACGCUACAUUCAAUUAAUUUUCACCUUAUUAAGGACUGAGGGUUUUUCACUUGCUGUGCUGACAUUUAGCAGCAAAGAUAACAACUGGAUAUGCUCUUGUCUGACAUAAAACAUAAAUUGGCAGAAACAAGCAAAUUCACAGGAAGCUAAAUGGUAGGCAUGGCGCUCAAUGUUUAUUUAGAAGCAACUGGUUUUCAGCACAGGGGGGCAGGGAUGGUCUUUGUUUUCAUCCUUUCCCUUCUCUACAAGGCCUUAGUUUGAUUCAGUAGGCAGUAAAAUAAACUAUGCAUAUAACUAGACUUAUCAUUCAGUAGCACAUACAGUGUACAUUUCCCAUGCUGGUGUGAUGUUUACCCAAAGAAACAAGAUAUAGCUUUUUGAAUGGGUAUACUACAGAAAUAUUUUUGUAACAUGGAAAUUAAACUAGAUAAAAAGCAAAAAGACUUUCACCAGUUCAAAGCUAGUGUCAUGAAGAAACUUCAUGGCCUUAAGAGCGCUAUUAAAAUCUGUUGAUGUAAUGCCUUGAUUGACAUUAUCAAAUAUGCAGACAUAAAACACGUAACUAUGGGAGAAAUAUCCUUCAUUACCAUCAGCAAACAGAACUUGAUAAAUCUGCAAAUGAAUGAAUACCUCACCUGUACACAGAGAAGUGUUGGACAUUUUAACUAACUCUUCCUCUAGAUAUACCCUCCUCUAAAUGUAAGUCAAGUUAGAAUCCUGAUACUUUUCUGCCUCCUCUUGCACCUUUCAGUGUUGGACUUUCUGUGGUUUAAAUAAUUGUCUGACUAAACUCCCUGAUGUUGCAACUGGUGCACUUUUGUCAUUCAUUCUCAGUGUUGGAGGUAGAUUCUAAGGAUAAGCAAGCAAAAACUCAAUUAUGCUUACAUUACUUUAAAAUAAGCUUAACCUGACCUCAAACCUGCUGAGCAGCGUUGAAUUUUCAGCAUUAUAAACUAGCUCUCCCCCUUUCCCCCUCUUAGCACAUUCAGACCUGAACAUUACAUUUCAUCCGUUGGUAUUUUCUGGGUCACAAUAUGUUUAUUAUAAGUGAGUGCCUGUGUCAUUAUAAAUUCAGAGCAUUGAGCAGAAAUUAUUAUGGAAUGAAAGAAUAAAAUGCAUUUCCUAAUAAAGGGAAUCAAUCAACAGUAGAGUUUUGAAGUUAAAAGGCUAGCAUUUCUAACCUUUCUGCUGAAUCGUGUGUGUGUGUGUGUUUUCCUCACCUAUUAACAUUCAGUUGGUGGAGAAGUAAGCUUUUAAUACCUAGCUCAGUUGGCUAUACAUUUUAAUAGAAGAGGUUAUACAAAAUGAGAAAACUUCUACAUGGUUAGCUCACUACUUGACAGAAUUGACACAUGAGCAGUUUUUAAAAAUUACUAGUUUGUAUACCCCUCCUUAAUGUAACAAGCUUCCUUAUCAAGUAGUGGUGCUGCAAUAAACCAUACUUGGCAAACA